This is a messenger RNA of Exaiptasia diaphana, 1726 nucleotides long. Its product is annotated as melanocortin receptor 5-like. The record is from RefSeq and is a predicted model, not a curated record. The transcript has a single exon. Gene Ontology annotation, cellular component: membrane. Gene Ontology annotation, molecular function: G protein-coupled receptor activity. Gene Ontology annotation, biological process: G protein-coupled receptor signaling pathway. Lineage: Eukaryota; Metazoa; Cnidaria; Anthozoa; Actiniaria; Aiptasiidae. The coding region runs from base 179 to 1135 and encodes 318 amino acids.
UUGAUAUGCCAAAAACUCUUCAUCUGCGCAUGCUUUCUUUCGCUGUACAGUAUGCCUAGUAUGUUUACGAUUGGAUUUGCUUAUGGACUUCCGAUGCCCAAUGAAAUGAGUUUAUUCAUGUCUAUUCUACUAUAUUCAAGAUUAAAGGAAACAAAGACUUGAGCAGAAGACAUUUCCAAUGGCCAACCACACUACCCAAAAUUUUAGGUCUCCAAGCUGUACGUUUCUAGAAUUAUAUCAUAUCAUUCAAACAAGCCCACAGAAUGAAGUGUUUGUCAUAUUCAUCGUUGUUUUGAACUCYUUAAUAGCUUUGCUGUCGUCUUUUAGCAAUUUAAUCGUCAUUAUGACAAUACUGCGAACUCCUUCCCUACGUACACCAUCGUAUAUCCUAAUAAUAGGCUUGGCUGUAGCUGAUUUUGGUGUUGCUACCAUUGGACAACCUUGCUACUGUAUGCUUAAGAUGGYUGAGCUGAGGAACAGACUUGACAGAUUUUGCUUAUGUGGAUGGGUCUAUUACUACGUCACGACAAUAUUUUCCAUGUCUUCGUUUUUUCUGCUAACUUGUAUUGCAGCCGAUCGCUUCCUUGCCAUUCAUCUUCACCUACGAUACCAAGAAAUCGUCACAAAUGCGCGAUACUCGAUCCUGGUUGCACUAAUCUAUUUAUUUUGUCUGACAASUGCAAUCUUAGCCAUUAUUGUACAAGAUGAUGUUACUCUCCGCGUGUAUUCUUAUUGUGUUUUCAUCCUYUUUAUCCUCGUAAUCUUCCUAACUUUAUAUUUCUUCAUGAGAGUAUCUCUAGUUAUUCGYCGUCACAACGCUCAAAUCCAAGCACAACUAGAGUCAACACAUCUAAAURUCAACAUGCCAAAAUACAAGAAGUCUAUGAACACGAUGCGGUACAUAGUCGGCGCGUAUUGCAUCUGCUACACGCCCAAUGUAUUAAAUUUGAUUGUGUUUCUACGAUUCGUGACGAUUGAAAGUGAAGCGUUUUUAUACUUUGUUGUAGUUUGUGAUGCUAUUUUGAUGGCUAAUGGAUUGUUGAAUCCGAUAAUUUACUGCUUGAGAAUCAAAGAAAUUAGAGAAGCGGUUGAUCGCCUUGUGCAACGAUUCCGYAUGCUAUAUACUUUCUCCUAAAUGCAAAAAAUGCAGAAAAUAUCUAGAUGUCUUGUCACUUCUGGCGCAUUUGGUUACUUGGCUGUGAUUAGCUGUCUAUUAAAAGAUGGGAAAUGAAAUAUGGGAAAUGGAAAAUGMGAAAUUAAAAAAAUGGGAAUUGAAAUACUUCAAGAACAUCUUAGAGAAGAUUUAUCUACCGAGAGUUGUGAAUUCGUUUAUAACAAGAUGAGGUUUUAAUGAGAAAGGAACUUAGAAACAGAAACAUUUAAGAUAGGACAUGAUAAGAGGACUGCGCAGUCAUAUAUAAAUCAGACAUUAAACGUAGGGUAUCUGAAUUUAGAAUGACAUUAUGCCGCAUAAUUUGGUAGCAUUAAUAUAUUACGACGAUCAAUGCCUAACUAUUCUGUGUAUAAAUUUGAACCAUCUACUGCUAAAAGGAUAAACAAAUAUUGACAUUGAUUGUGAAUUUUCGUGAUCUUUCCUGACAGUUUAAUAAUAGCGACUUAUUAAACUCAGAAAUUCAUUAGAUGUUGAAAAUAAUUUACAAUCCAAUUAAUAUAUUCCAAUUUUAAAGUGCCUAUGACGCCUGACAAAAAAAAUUUCUGAUUCUCU